ACCGACCGUGCUGCAUGACAUUUGAACGCACCAAUCAGCCGCUCUGGAGCUGAUUGACUCUACUUCCCUACACCGGAGCAGCUGACGGGGGGGUGUGAGGUGAAAGCGGACGGACGUUUCGGUCGAUCUCGAGCGGAUAUCUCUCCACGUCCUCCCGAGUCUGCGCCGGUCCGAUCGCGUGCGAGGGGACACUUCGGAUACACCGCGGGCUUCGGUCUAUUUCUCCCACCAACGCUCCCCGCCUCCGGCUCACGGUUGCCUGCUUCGCCGGGAGCGAUGGCCGGUGUUUUGGCGUGGUUUUGGAACGAGAGGUUCUGGCUCCCGCACAACGUGACCUGGGCUGACUUAAAGAACACGGACGAAGCCACGUUCCCGCAAGCGGAUGAUCUAUAUCUGGCGUGUCCUUUAGCCUUCUGCAUCUUCAUGAUCCGGCUGGUUUUCGAAAGAUGUAUAGCAAGACCAUGUGCCAUGGGACUGAAGAUCCAAACCAACGGGCCGCAAAAAGCCCAACCCCACGCCAUCCUGGAGAAGGUUUUCACUGCUAUAACCAAGCACCCAGAUGAGAAGAGACUGGAGGGCCUGUCCAAGCAGCUGGACUGGGACGUGCGGACCAUCCAGCGCUGGUUCAGACAACGUCGGAACCAGGAGAAGCCCAGCACGCUCGCCCGGUUCUGUGAAAGCAUGUGGAGAUUUACGUUCUAUCUAUACAUAUUUACCUAUGGAGUGCGUUUCCUUAAAAAGACUACAUGGCUUUGGAACACUAAAGAGUGCUGGUACAACUACCCAUACCAGCCGCUGACUGUGGACGUCCAUUACUACUAUAUACUGGAGCUGUCUUUCUACCUGUCAUUACUCUUUUCUCAAUUCACAGACAUCAGGAGGAAGGACUUCCUGAUCAUGUUCCUGCACCACGCUGCAACAAUCUCUCUCAUCACCUUUUCCUAUGUGAACAACAUGGCACGAGUGGGAACUCUGGUCAUGUGUCUCCACGACGCAGCAGACGUGCUGAUAGAGGCUGCCAAGAUGGCCAACUAUGCCAAAUGUCAAAAAUUGUGCAACCUCCUGUUUGCAAUGUUUGCAAUUCUCUUCGUAAGUUCCAGGCUGGGAGUUUAUCCUGUCUGGAUAUUAAAUACCACCUUCUUCGAGAGUUGGGAGAUCGUGGGGCCCUACCCGUCCUGGUGGGUCUUCAACCUUCUUCUGAUCCUGCUGCAGCUUCUUCACUCCUUCUGGUCCUACCUCAUAGUGAAGACGGCGUGCCGAGCCAUCUCCAAAGGGAAGGUGGGAAAAUGGAAUCCGUUGCAUGUGUCAAAAGAUGACCGCAGCGACAUUGAAUCUGGCUCUGAUGAGGACGACAGUCCCCCGACCAAUCACAAGCACCACAGCAGCACCACCACCAACGGCACCAACAAAAGUCACGGGACCAACGGCUACCUGACGGGGGCCCCGUAUCCCGACGAACACUGACUAACACAGGGGCCAUGCCACAGACACCACACGUCAGACUGUGUGGGUGUGCACUUGUGUGUGUGCGCUUAAGUGAGUGUGUGUGUGUGUGUCGUAGAGACAUGCACAUCGCCUGUCUGGUACUGGAAUUCUUUACAGACUAAUGUGAACGCAGUUUUCUUAUAAUUUGAUUCUUUCCUAAUUUCCGUGCACAAUUUAUUCACUUCCUCUAUAUACUUACAUGGAACUGCACUUAGUUAAACAUCAGAGCACUUCUACUGGUACAACCCACUCCGUUCAACCCACAAAUGGGAGCAUUCCACUUGAUGGUGUACGCAUGCUACUUUAACAUACAGUAGUCUGGCAUACUGGGGGUGAGUUUUUUCUUAUGUUUACGUCCUUCUAUGUUAUUUAUUCUUUUAUGAAUACGUUUGGAGAUUGUUGGACAUCUUUUUUUGCAUUGAUGCCGGUGUUGAGGGAAUUAUUAUUUUUUAAAUUAUUUGACACCGCCCAUCUGGACAAGUAUUUGCACAAUACUGAAGACCUGGGUUUAUUUUUAAUGCUACACCCCCAAAGAUAUGCCAAAAUGUGUGACGUUUACUCACAUUUUAAAACCCAUUCUCCACUCAAGCUGUAUAAGAUGUCAAUAACAGUGUUAUGUAUGUGCAUCAAAUAUGGCUGAAUAUAUUCCAUAUUACAUCAUUUUGUUAAGUAUUCUGAUACAUUUCCAGUAAGCAUUGCAUUAAAGGCCAUUGGUCCUCUCCGGAGGCGGACAUGAGUUCUUUGAGUUAUUCAAUAAAAAAAACUGACAAUUACAA
Molecule: messenger RNA, 2261 nt
Organism: Gasterosteus aculeatus aculeatus (three-spined stickleback)
Lineage: Eukaryota; Metazoa; Chordata; Actinopteri; Perciformes; Gasterosteidae
Gene: cers6
Product: ceramide synthase 6
Biological process (GO): ceramide biosynthetic process
Cellular component (GO): membrane
Molecular function (GO): DNA binding; sphingosine N-acyltransferase activity
Source: RefSeq, a predicted model, not a curated record